This is a messenger RNA of Lactuca saligna, 1470 nucleotides long. Lineage: Eukaryota; Viridiplantae; Streptophyta; Magnoliopsida; Asterales; Asteraceae. The record is from the annotation of a GenBank genome assembly.
AUGGGUGCGUUCGGCAUGGAGCGUUUUGCUGCUCCUCGUUUGUCAAUAAACACAACCCCGCCCCGCCCGCCAGUUGAACGUCUCGAUCCAUCACUUUCCUCUUUUUCUCAAUCUUUUUUCCUUUCUUCUCUCCGUACAAAAUCCAUCCAUCUGCACGCCAUCCAACAAUCAAACAAAUCCCUUCUUCUACGUGUGUUCUGGGUUUACGCAUUCAUUGCUUGCUUCUCAUGGAGUCGAUCUGGAGUCAAAAUGGUGUUGCUCGAUAGAUACGUAUAUCAAAGACUAUCGAUAUGGUUGAUGAGCAAAGGGAACACUCCAUUGAAGCUCAAUAAAGCUACAAAAGCAAAAGUAGCAAAAUUCACCGAAUCCAUGUGGAAGCUUACAUAUUAUGCUAUUAUUGAAUUUACUGUUCUUGCUAUUACUUCUCAUGAGCCUUGGUUUACAGACAUAAAAGGAUAUUUUAGAGGCUGGCCAAAUCAAGAACUAAAGUUUUCUCUAGAACUUGUGUAUAUGUGUCAAUGUGGGUUCUAUGUUUAUAGCAUUGCUGCUCUUGUUUUGUGGGAAACUCGAAGGAAAGAUUUCUCUGUGAUGAUGUCACAUCAUGUAAUCACUGUUUUUUUAAUUGGCUAUUCCUACAUUACAAGGUUCUUUCGAAUCGGAUCUGUAGUUCUUGCAGUUCAUGAUGCAAGUGAUGUGUUUCUUGAAGGAGCUAAAAUGUUCAAAUACUCGGGUAAAGAAGUAGGGGCAAGUGUGGUAUUUGGAAUGUUUGCAUUCUCAUGGCUUAUACUUAGACUCAUAAUCUUUCCUUUUUGGGUCAUAAGAGCCUCAAGUGUCCAUCUUCUAGAAGCUUUGAGGCCUUCAGAAGUGUAUCAUAUGAGUUUGUACUAUGUUUUCAAUACCAUGUUGUUGACUCUACUUGUGUUUCAUAUCUAUUGGUGGAUUCUUAUCUUCAACAUGAUAAUGAGACAACUCAAGAACAGAGGACAAGUUGGUGAAGAUAUUCGAUCUGAUUCGGAUGAUGAUGAUUAGUUUGAUGAAGGGAAGGAAGGUUACAGAGUUUUAUACAGCCCUACAGUAGCUAUGUAUGAAAUUAGGGUUGGAGUUUGAUUCAUGAUCAUCAAUCAUCAUAUAUCAUAUGUUUCCUACUUAUUAGAUUACAUACAUUUUAUUCUUUUGACUCAUGCUUAAAUAGAAAAAGGCUAUCAACUAGUUUCUUGACACUUUUUCUUUCUUGAAUUUGGAUCUUUUGUGUGGGAGGAAAAAAGAAAGGGCAAAUAGGUAAAAGGGUUAGUGUCUUAACCCAUUAAGCCAUGUUUUUUUUUUUUGGUUUAACUUCUUGAGUUCUUUUGUGUGAUUAAAAUUCCCUUGAAACAUAGUUUGUGUAUGGCAUUGUUUGUUCGGAUUCUAAGAAUGCUAAAAACUUUAACAAAUAAGCCAUACACGAAUUUAGUGAUUUACUUGAUUUUGUGC